Messenger RNA from Toxotes jaculatrix (banded archerfish), 5121 nucleotides. RefSeq names its product atrial natriuretic peptide receptor 1-like. NCBI's taxonomy places the organism in Eukaryota, Metazoa, Chordata, Actinopteri, Toxotidae. Gene Ontology annotation, cellular component: membrane. Gene Ontology annotation, biological process: protein phosphorylation; cGMP biosynthetic process; intracellular signal transduction. Bases 538 to 3747 code for a protein of 1069 amino acids. Gene Ontology annotation, molecular function: guanylate cyclase activity; peptide receptor activity; protein kinase activity. The transcript has 23 exons. The record is from RefSeq and is a predicted model, not a curated record.
CUCUCAGUUCAGCAGCAGCAGACCAACAACAACAGUCAGUCGCACAUCAACCUGCGGGUGGAUUUAAAGAAGCGCAUGAAGUGGAGCCGAACACUCACCUGUGGGGCAGCUUUACUUUACCUGUCGGAUUCCAGCGCUUCGUGUGAUCUGACCUGGAGUCAGUGACCAUCCCGGUCUCAUUCAUGGUGGAUAAUGUGGACAAAUCCGGUUUAACGCAGUCUUUGUGUUGUGCAGCACAGGUGAACACGUUAAACCGAAGUUUGAUGCGACGCGGCUGUACCUGAACCCGAGUCUCUGCCGAGACCAGAACCAACCGACUGAGAAUUUCUAUGCAUCAUAUUCGACGGCGUGAUAACCGGACACAUCUGUGGACAUUUCCUCCGCCGCUGCCCGGGCUGGUUUUCGCGGUCAUGGGUGGUUAAGUCGGAUUAACUAUCAGCGCCUCUUCCAAACAGCAUGAGGAAACCUGACCUGCGCUGAGUUCACAGGGAUAAAUUAUUCAGCUCUGGUGGAAGUGGAAUACCUGCUGGGCCGAGGAUGGCCUGCUGGAAGGUGGGCGCCACCCUCCUGCUGGUUCUGCUGGUUCUGGUCGAACUACAACCGAUCUCAGGGCGAUUGUCUCGACACCACGGCUUGAGACAUCAAACUCGAGGGCACCACGAACGCCGGCCGCACCAGAACAUCACGCUGGCCGUCAUUUUACCACAGAGCAACACAGAUUACCCAUGGGCUUGGCCUCGCAUUGGUCCCGCCCUGGAGCGGGCUGUUAAAACCGUCAACGCCGACCCCACCCUGCUCCCUGACCACCACCUCACCUACGCCUUCAAGAAUAGUGAAGACAAGGAUGGUGUCUGCUCAGAAUCCAUCGCCCCGCUCAUGGCGGUGGACCUCAAACUUGACUAUGACCCGUGGGCUUUCAUCGGGCCUGGCUGCUCCUACACCUCCUCCCCUGUUGGUCUCUUCACCACCCACUGGGAUGUUCCCAUGGUAACAGCAGGCGCUCCAGCCGUGGCCUUCUACGGUGGAGUCUACCCAUCCAUCACCAACACAGGCCCCACCCACAAGAAGCUUGGGAAGUUUGCCCUGCGGAUCUGUGAGCACUUUGGGUGGCGGGAGCACGUGGUGCUCAUGUUCAAUGACAACAAGGUGGAUGAUCGACCAUGUUACUUCGCUGUGGAGGGUUUGUACACGGAGCUGAAGAGCAUCAAUAUCACCCUCCAGGACAGAGUAUUCGAAGAGAACAAACUGCCAGUCAACUACUCCCAGAUCCUCGCUGACAUUCAGAGCGACGGCCGAGUGAUAUUUGUCUGCUGCUCUCCGGACGUCUUCAGGAAGCUGAUGGUUCAGUUCCGGCGGGCGGAUCUUCCCCACGAGCAGUACGUCUUCUUCUACAUCGACGUGUUCGGAGACAGCCUGAACUCCAGGCACAGACAGCCGUGGGCUCGUGGCGAUGAGGAUGAUGCCAUCGCCAAGGACGCCUUCCAGAGCGUGAAGAUCCUGACGUACCGAGAGCCUCAGAACCCCGAGUACAGAGAGUUUGUCACCAACCUGAAGGCAGACGCCAGGAAAAUGUUCAACUACACCGUAGAGGACACGCUGAUGAACAUCAUCGCGGGAGGUUUCUACGACGGUCUGAUGCUCUACACUCACGCUCUGAACGAGAGCAUGUCCGCGUCCGGGGGCCGUCCUCCGGGCAAAGUCGUCACCCAGAGGAUGUGGAAUCGAACCUUCCACGGUGUAACAGGACUGGUUCACCUGGACGAGAACGGAGACAGAGAGACAGACUUCGCUCUGUGGGACAUGAUCGACACCAACACCAGCGCCUUCCAGAUAGUUCUGGUUUACAACAGUUUGGAGGAGCAGCUGACAGCCAUACCUGGAACAUCUCUGCACUGGCCGGGUGGAGUUUGUCCUCCUGACGUUCCCUUCUGCGGCUUCAAGAACGACAACCCGCUCUGCCUCACAAAAACGAUCACCAUCCACCAGAUGGUCACCAUCGUGGUCUUCUUCAUCUUCACCAUGACGCUCACCAUCACUGUCUUCAUCUACAGGAGGAUGAAACUGGAGAAGGAGCUGGUGGCUCAGCUCUGGAGGAUUUCCUGGGACGACAUCCAGAUGUGCAACCUGGACAAAGUGCUGCGCAGCGGCAGCAGGAUCACACUGUCACUGAGAGGCUCGAACUAUGGCUCCCUGAUGACUGGAGAUGGAAACCUGCAGGUUUUUGCAAAGACUGGAUAUUACAAGGGAAACAUCAUCGCCAUCAAAUACUCCGACAAGAAACGCAUCGAGCUGAACAGGAAGGUGCUGUUUGAACUGAAACACAUGCGCGAUGUUCAGAAUGAACACAUGACCAGGUUCAUCGGAGCGUGCAUCGACCCUCCCAACAUCUGUAUCAUUACAGAGUACUGUCCCCGAGGAAGUCUGCAGGACAUCCUGGAGAACGACAGCAUCACUCUGGACUGGAUGUUCAAAUAUUCUCUCAUCAAUGACAUCGUCAAGGGCAUGGUCUUCCUCCACAACAGCGUCAUCUUCUCUCACGGUAAACUCAAGUCGUCCAACUGUGUCGUCGACAACCGCUUUGUCCUGAAGAUCACGGACUACGGUUUGUCCAGCUUUCGGUCUGAGAGCGACUCAGGGAAGGACGCGCACGCCUACUACGCCCAGCGGCUGUGGAUGGCUCCAGAGCUGCUCAGGAUGGAGUCUCCUCCUCCUCAGGGAACUCAGAAAGGAGACGUCUACAGCUUCGGCAUCAUCCUCCAGGAGGUGGCGCUGCGCAGAGGAGCCUUUUAUCUGGAGGGAGACCCACUCAGUCCUAAAGAGAUCGUAGACCGGGUCAUCCUGGGUGAGUGGCCCUGCCUGAGGCCGACCAUCGACCCCCAGAGCCACAGUCCAGAGCUGGGCCAGCUGAUGCAGCGCUGCUGGGCCGAGGAACCCACCGAGAGGCCGGAGUUCAACCACAUCCGCCUGCUGCUGCGCAAACAGAACAAAGAGUCCAGGACCAACAUCCUGGACAACCUGCUGUCCCGUAUGGAGCAGUACGCCAACAAUCUGGAGGAGCUGGUGGAGGAACGAACGCAGGCUUAUCACGAAGAGAAACGCAAGGCGGAGGCCCUGCUGUACCAGAUACUACCACAUUCCGUAGCAGAGCAGCUCAAACGUGGAGAGACGGUUAAAGCCGAAGCCUUCGAUUCCGUCACCAUCUACUUCAGUGACAUUGUGGGCUUCACCGCCAUAUCGGCAGAGAGCACGCCGAUGGAGGUGGUGACUCUGCUGAAUGACCUCUACACGUGCUUUGACGCCAUCAUCGACAACUUUGACGUUUACAAGGUGGAGACCAUCGGUGACGCCUACAUGGUGGUGUCGGGGCUGCCGGUGAGGAACGGGAAGCUGCACGGCAGAGAGAUCGCCCGCAUGGCCCUCGCCCUGCUGGACGCUGUCCGGACCUUCAAGAUCCGCCACCGACCAGAACAACAGCUGAAGCUGCGGAUAGGGAUUCACAGUGGCCCAGUGUGUGCAGGAGUGGUGGGUCUGAAGAUGCCGCGGUACUGCCUGUUCGGUGACACGGUCAACACGUCGUCUCGUAUGGAGUCCAGCGGAGAAGCGCUGAAGAUCCACGUGUCGGCGGCGACUCGUGACGUCCUGCUGGAGUUCAACUGCUUCCAGCUGGAGCUGAGGGGAGAGAUCGACGUCAAGGGCAAAGGGAAGAUGACCACCUACUGGCUACUGGGAGAGAGCGACAGCCAAUGACUAAACACUACGGACAAGAGGACGGAACGAGGGGACAGAGGAAAGGAAAAGAAAGAGGGAGAUUAGGAAACGAGAGAACAAAUUAAGGGACAAAGUGAUGGUAUGAGUAAAGGAAGCAGAGGAGACAGAAUAAAAGGAAGAAGGGAGUUCCUCCUCAUCCCCAGCAGAUCUGUCAGAGGACUCAUCACCUCGGAACAAAAGGACCUGGAUGGUUUCAGAUUCCACAGCACGGAGGAAAGCAGCGGUACGUUUCCCACGCACAUCAACAAAGACUCUGAAAACUCUGCAGGACAAAACUGCAGGUUAGAGACAGGACGUGAAAGACAAACAGAGGACGGAGGGUGAAGAUUCUGAUGUGAGUGAAGGAGCAAAAAAAAAUAACUGGUGUGAAACCUGCAGAAGACUCACUGCGCUGUGAGCGAGUCCCAGACGGUCCCACAGUGAAGCAGAAGAAGAAGGUAAAAAAAACAAAAAACAACAGUUCAUCCUCAUCACAUAAAUCUUUUCUCUCACUAAAGAAAUAACAGGUGAGAUUUACAUUUUAUCCUCGUGUUUUCAAAUAGUAUUUUUUAGUUUAGUUACCGGAUGAACGACUUGAAGGAUGAGGACUGAUGGAGUCUCAGCAGCUUCUCUCUGACCUUCUGGGACAAUAAAAAAAAAAAAAAAAAAAACCUGAGUUCACGAGCUCCUUUGGAAAUAUUUCUUCUCUGUAAAUAAACAAAAAAAAUUAUCUGUGAUUUUAAAUAAAAAAAGUUACAACUACACAAAGUUUUUUUAAACUUAAAAUUAGGAAAAUGUCACAUAACUUGGUGCAAUCAACUGAUGUUCACACGCACGGCUUCAGUUCACCUCUGACCCCUGACCCCUGACUGAAACACCCCGAGCAGCUCACGGGGUUCGGGUCAGCAAACUGAUGGACCCAUGAACUGAAAACGCAAACGCGUCUCAACGUACGAAACACAUCUGAUAUUUUUAUACAGUGCCAUUACAUGUGUAUUACAUGUGUAUUACAUGUGGACGAUGAGGCGGUGUCUGAGACUCGCACACAUCACAGUGCAGUUUUAGAACACAGCCCAUGUGCGGGAGAGUUCUAAUGAACCACAGCUGAUCCUCCUUCCUCACAGGUCGGCUCAGUCUGUCCAUCACUCUCCCUCCCUCCAUCACAGACUCACAGCUUCUCUCCGUUUCCUGCCGUCCGUCUUUUUAUAAUCUGAAACAUCUCGUUUGUAUUUUUGCUUUAACUUGAUGUUGAGCUUCUGGAUCCCUGUGUCAGGCUGAAGGAGAGAAGAAGUGAAAACUGAGCCAUUUGUUUUUACUGGGGAUCAAACCAGCAGUGUUUGUUUGUACUGACCUGAAUAAAGUGCUGUGCAGAGC